AUGCAUUCACAAAGUGCCUUGCGGACACCCGGUGGACCCGACCUCUCAGCGCACCAGCACAAAAGCAGCCAAAGUGAGCGAGCAAACAAGAAGAGACCAGCCGUGGUUACGGGCUCAUCAAUCACGCAUAGAACAGGUUAUUUCAAAGGACUGACAAGGCGACUUACGACAAAGCAACCACAGCUCAGUCUGGGACACAGCCGGACCACGUGCUCUCUCCAGACAAGCAUGCGCACAUGUGGAUAUUGUUGGCUGUCUGCUAGGCAUGUGCAUGUUCAUCUAGGCGUUGAGUUCAUCUGUGCUCCUCCUCCCGAGGCUCUAUCGACCGGGCGGCUCAAAAACGGGAUGAGCAAGAGCACACUGGAAGAGUACCAUGCAACAGGACGGACAGACUUCUACACUCCAUCCAGUGGAAUUUGA
Messenger RNA from Protopolystoma xenopodis, 420 nucleotides. NCBI's taxonomy places the organism in Eukaryota, Metazoa, Platyhelminthes, Monogenea, Polystomatidea, Polystomatidae. The record is from the annotation of a GenBank genome assembly.